Messenger RNA from Neltuma alba, 1719 nucleotides. Its product is annotated as protein BASIC PENTACYSTEINE4-like. Gene Ontology annotation, molecular function: sequence-specific DNA binding; DNA-binding transcription factor activity. Gene Ontology annotation, cellular component: nucleus. The coding region runs from base 425 to 1372 and encodes 315 amino acids. The transcript is spliced from 3 exons. NCBI's taxonomy places the organism in Eukaryota, Viridiplantae, Streptophyta, Magnoliopsida, Fabales, Fabaceae. Gene Ontology annotation, biological process: response to ethylene. The record is from RefSeq and is a predicted model, not a curated record.
UUGUUUUUACUUGCAAUACAACAUUCAUUUCAGUUCCAUUUAGGGGAAGUUAGAAAUUCAAUAUUAGAUUUUGACUCGUAGAUUGCAUGCAUUUUUUGUUUUAGCUUAUGCACGAGUUUGCAAAUUGCAAAAUUUCAGAGCUACGCAUGUUAUAUGGUUUGCUAGGGCUAUACUGGUGUGCAACAGUGCUGGAGAGUUAGAAUAAGGCUUUAGGGAUUGAUUUCAAGCUUUCCCAGAAUCCCAUUCGACCAUAAGUUCAGUGGCUAGCACAGCAGUGUGACCACAACUUCAAAUAUUAUCUGAUUGUAUUUGUGUGAUUGUCAUACCUAUAUGUUUGCCUCCCUUAUGCCCAGGGUUUGUGAGUGUUCCCUACUUGGAUUCUUGAUGAAAGGUUAAAUUUGAAGCUAAAUCCCCUGGAUCCAAGAUGGAUGAUGGACACCAGCGUGAAAAUGGAAGACAAAAGGUGGACUACUACAGAGGAGCUCAUUCCCUGUGGAGCAUGGCUCCCCAGCCUCAGGUAAAGGAACCAAAUGCCCUGGUUAUGAAUAAGAAAAUUAUGUCUGUUAUUGCCGAGAGAGAAGCAGCAAUUCGAGAAUGUAAUGCAGCUUUAUCUGAAAAGAAUGAAGCCUUGGCUGCUCGAGAUGAAGCCCUUCGGCAGAGGGACGAAGCGCUUCUGCAGAGGGAUAAUGCCUUGAUGGAACGGGAUAAUGCUCUUGCUGCCCUUCAAAUCCAGCAUAAUGCUACCAACUUCUCAUUGGGUUGUGGCUCUCAACGUGGAUCAAAGCGGAUGCACCAUUCCUCAAAUCAUUUCAGUCAAAUGGCAGAAGGUACUUAUAGAACAAAGGAUUUGACCACAACUAAUGCCCUUCCGGUAACUAUAGUCUCUUCUGAAGCAGGCAAGUAUAAUCAGGCCAAGAGAACAAGGGAGAACAAGGCAGAUUCUUCUAAGGCGUCAAAACCACCAGGCAAAGGGAAAAAAGUGAGUGAGGACUUGAAUAGGCGGGCUUCUUCCGAAGUGACAAAGAUCAAGUCUGAGUGGGAUAAACAGGAUGUUGGAUUGAAUUUGAUUCAAUUUGAUGAAAAUACCAUGCCAGCCCCUGUUUGCACAUGUACUGGAGUACCACGGCAAUGCUACAAAUGGGGGAAUGGUGGGUGGCAGUCAUCUUGUUGUACCACCACCUUGUCCAUGUAUCCGCUACCGCAGCUUCCAAACAAGCGACAUGCACGAGUUGGAGGGCGAAAGAUGAGUGGAAGUGUAUUUACAAGACUUCUUAGCAGGGUGGCCGCUCAAGGCCGUGAUUUAUCUAUACCAUUGGAUCUCAAGGACUACUGGGCCAGACACGGAACAAAUCGCUACAUCACCAUCAAGUAACCUUUAAAACCUCCUUCCACUUGGAGUUACGUUCCACUUCUUUCUCCUCUUCCUGGCCUUUAACUGAAAUUGUGUCUUGACACGAACGAUAUGCUUGAAUGUUUGAAAAGCAAGGGAAUUUUUCAGUACAAGGCUGGUUCUCUUGCUUAAUUUUAAAUUACUAGUAUAGCUUGACCCAACUUAUAUUCCUAAAUGUGGAUAUCUGUAAGUACCAUCUCUGUAAAUGCAGUAGCCUAGAUGGCCAAAGUGUGAGCUGUUUUGCAUUCUUACUGUCCGUUAUAAAUCUUCCCUUUCUCAGCGGCUGUGCCUUUAAUCUUACAGAUUAUUGGCAAAGAUAGCCAGUUGAA